Molecule: messenger RNA, 4286 nt
Organism: Salvelinus fontinalis (brook trout)
Lineage: Eukaryota; Metazoa; Chordata; Actinopteri; Salmoniformes; Salmonidae
Product: arginase-1-like
Exons: 22
Coding region: 2876-3892 (338 amino acids)
Cellular component (GO): cytoplasm; nucleus; cytosol
Molecular function (GO): manganese ion binding; arginase activity
Source: RefSeq, a predicted model, not a curated record
GCAUAUUGUUUUUCAUCAUGUUCAAGUAAAGGCCUGGAUAUCACCAGUUACUUUAGCCACUUGGUCACACACUGAGUAAGAAGGAAAGAGGCUGACAGACGGCUUGCUUCCUGUCUGGAUUUCCUGUCAAGUGAGUCAUGGUGGAACCCAGAGAAGCUGGACAGCAACACGUGCUGCUACCGCCAUCUGCUGUGUCGUAUGUUUGAUGUCAUCGUCACUGGGGCAAGCCAGGGGCCCAUUGCAGCCAGCUUCAGGGCCCUGAGGACGCUACUCUUCUAGGUACUGAAACUUGAUAUGUUACACACUGGAUUUCAGUGCACAGACGGAUGCUUCACUCAACUCACUCGAAGGAUAGUCCAUCGUUCCUCUAGGUAUGCUACAAUGCUACCUUUCACCCCACCAUCGACAGGCGGGUGAGGGUGAGACACAAGCCAUGGGGAAGUUCUGUGAGGAGGCUGUAACUGGGACAGGCAAGGCCCGGGACAAGACCUGCUAGUGGGGUUGGAGGAGCUGCUGCUCGGUGGCCAGCUGCCCUGCCUACACCUCCAAAACCAUACUGAGGGCUCUGGGAGAGUCUGUGCCGUCUGUUCUAAUGCCGGAGCCUGCUGGAGCAGAGCGGGCCGGAGAAACCCAUCAUUCUAAAGGACAAAGGCCCUGCUCACGCAGCUGGUCCUGGGGAAGUACAAUGAACAGGCAGCCCCCCACCACCUGGUGAAGGACCAGGCCUGCAUGGAGCUCUUCAUCGAGGCCCUGGGCACGGUGUCUAAACCCUUACCCUGAUAUCCCCUGCUUCCAGAUCAUCGCCCUAUAACAGGCAUUCUACUCAGCCCUGUGAGAUGAGAAGGUCCAGCAGAGACUCCUGGGGGUUUGACCUGCUGGUGGAGAGCAGGAGUGCUGUCUGUGCCCAGACCGUUGUCAGUGUCUUCAAACGGGUGAGGAGGAACCUUUGCAUACUGCAUCUACUAGCACCGCACUAGAUGCUAAUGCUAUCCUCUCACUGUAGAGUGCUGUGGAUGGCAUGCUAGUGGCUAACGAGCUAGACCCGCAGGAGCAAGAUGCUGCAGAGGAAGGCCAGGACACUUCUCAGCCAGUGCCAGAAGAGGGCGCUGUGUCCUGGGAGAGGGUGACUCUCAUCCUAGAGCUGCUACAGCACAAGAAGAAGUUGCAGAGGCCUCAGAUGCUAGUUCCCGCUCUCUUCAGCAUCCUCUCUUAGGUGCCUGGAGACGUCAACCGUGGAGCAAGACAACCUAGAGUACGCCAAGCAUGUAGGCCAUGUCUGUUCAACGUCUGACAGAAGCUCUCCCCCGACGGAGGACCCGUCAGCAAAGAUGUGCUGGAUGAGUUCAACAUGGAGCAUCUCAGCCAUCACAGAACCAUUUCUCAGCUAUUAGAUAGCUUUUUCCAGUCAAGUGUGCCAAUGACCUCUUGACUCCGCCCCAUCCUUUUCCAGGAGAAAGUCCUGCACAUCAUUAAGGCCAUCUUCACGUUCAUGGGCGCCAACAUCACAUCUGGACGACGCCUAGCGCUUUCAGAUCAUCAACAACACCACUAAGUCAACGAACUAGCGGCUGAUGCCUGCAGUGCUGCAGACUCUAGACAUCACCUCUUUCCUCUCUGCUAAUGAGGUCUACAUGCUGAGUGCCGUCACAGCCCUGCAACGCGUCACUGAGACCCUGCCUCACUUCAUCAACCGGGACAAAAGGACACCGCUGCAGCGUAAUGUGGCUCGACUGAGGCGGGUGGCAGAGAAGGCCACCACCACCCCACAGCUGGCCGUGUGACUGGCCUCCCUCAGGACCACCGUGGCCACCAAGGUUCCCUCCCAGGGUCCUGCUGCCAACCCUCGAAAAAGUACUAGAAUAAGAUGGACUCCAAACAGCCAGCUUGUUCCCCUGAUGGGCAUCUUGAAAGAGCAGGUUGGUCACAUGGAGAAGGAUCAGCUGACCUCCCACCAAUCAGAGCUCACGACCUUCCUGAUUUCUUUGGACUUCCGGGCCCAACACUGCCAGGGUGAUCUGGAGAAGACUAAGGAGAUGGAGGGCUAUCUGAUUGACUGUCUCCUGGCCUUGGUCAUGAAGCUGUCUGAAGUCUCCUUCAGGCCACUGUUCUUCAAACUCUUCGAUUGGGGCAUGACUGAGAGCACAGCCAAGGACCGCCUGUCGGACAGCAUGGCAGACAGGCUCUAACCCCUAGGUGCUCUCCAUCCUGUUCGCCGGUCACCUGGUCAAGCCCUUCUCGGACUUGCUCCGCCAGACCAACAUCACAAAGACAGACGAAGCCUUCUUCGACACAGAGGACAACAUUGAGAAGAGCUGCCCGCUGCUGGAGUACAUAGUGGACUGCCUCCAUAAGAUCUGCCUGUAUGACACAAAGCGCUUCGUCAGCACGGAGAGAGCCAAUGCCCUCAUGACCCCUCUGGUCGAUCAGGUCAGCCUCCCCUCUCCCUCACAUUACUUUAAUAAAGGACUCAUCCACAAAAAUGGCCACCAUUACAACUGAGAGACUUCCUAAUAUGGAUGCCUUACACAUGUCCCAAUGCUCUAAUCUGUUGUUGUGAUCCCCCAUUACCCCCCUAUAGCAGUGUCCCUAUAACUGUCUGUGUAUAGUUGGAGAACACCCAAGGUGGAGAAGAGGUUUACCAGACCAGAGUCACCAAGCACCUGGUGCUGUGCGUGGGCCACUUCUGCUUUGCCGUAAUAGACGACACUCGGUGGUAGACCCUCAACUACAAGAUCCUGCUGAAGACACGACACAGCUCGGCCAAGGUGUGUUUCUCUGCCCUGCUGAUGCUGCUGGAGCUGCCUAACUAAUCCGAGGGAGGACUACAUGGUCCUCCUGCCAGAGACUGUCCCCUUCCUGAACUCAUGAAGGGAUAAUGGUCCUUAUAAAGAGCUCGAGAGGAUUGCAACUCGCCUUCCGAAUUUAUAAGCGAAGUCAUCAUCACUCAGUUGGAAUUAUUGGAGCGCCUUUUUCAAAAGGACAGCCGAGGGAUGGUGUGGAGAAAGGACCAGACCUCAUUCGCUCCGCCGGAUUGGUGGAAAAGCUCAGAGCGCAAGGCUGUGCAGUCAAAGACUAUGGCAACGUGACGUUUGAGGAGGUGGCCAACGACGAGCCCAUAGGCAAUGUGAAGAGACCCAGAGCGGUGGGCAACGCCAACCAACGUCUGUCUGCUGCCGUCCACGCCGUGAAGAAUGACGGACACACCUGUGUGAUGCUGGGAGGAGACCACAGUUUGGCGAUAGGCUCGAUCCAGGGGCAUGCAGCAGCUAAGAAGGACCUCAGUGUGGUAUGGGUGGACGCCCAUGCAGACAUCAACACACCCCUGACCUCCCCUACAGGCAAUAUCCACGGACAGCCCAUGUCCUACCUCAUCCAUGAGCUGCAUUCCAAGAUUCCAGUUCUGCCCAACUUCUCCUGGAUAAAGCCAUGUGUAUCAGCCAAAGACAUAGUCUACAUUGGCUUGAGAGACGUGGACCCAGAAGAGCACCAUAUCCUGAUGUUGCUGGGUAUCAAAGGUUACUCCAUGACCGAGGUGGAUCGCCUUGGAAUAUCCAAAGUGAUGGAGGAGACGUGUGACUACAUCUUCUCAAAGGUGAAGAAGCCCAUCCAUCUGAGCUAUGACAUCGAUGCCCUGGACCCAUCCAUCUCCCCGGCCACAGGAACCCCAGUAGUGGGAGGGCUGACCUACAGAGAGGGAAUCUACAUCACAGAGCACAUCUGUCAGACAGGGAUGCUGUCUGCAGUGGACAUGGUGGAGGUGAACCCAAAGAGAGGCAAGACAGAGGAUGAGAUCAGCUCCACGGUCAACACUGCAGUAGAUCUGAUACGUGGCUGCUUCGGAAAGCUCCGGGAGGGAAACCACCCUGCAGACUACAAGAUGCCCCUGCCUUGAGCUGCCAACUACCACAGAGCCUUCUAUUACAGUGAAGGGCUGUGGCCAGCACCACCUUUCUGCACUCCAAAAUCAUCUACUCCUUUUCUGUAAUCUAGUUAACAAAUUGCCUUUUGUAUCAAAUCAUGGAGAGAUUAAAAUAGAUACCAUAUUUUUUUCCCCAGAACUGCUUCAGGGUUUGGUUGGUAUGAAUAUUGUACCCUAGGUAAUAUAGGAAUACUUCUGCAGUUCCAGUCAAUUGAGUCUGGUCUGGACAAAUGUCACACUGACUCGCUCACACUGUAGUCUUCAGUGAACACUUAUUUAUUUAGAAAACAUUAAAUCUCACAUGUACAAUAUCUGGCCACACAUCCCAUUAUUACAUUUCAAAUAAAAAUAAGGACUGCACCUUGGA